Pyrus x bretschneideri (Chinese white pear) is the source of this 1152-nucleotide messenger RNA. RefSeq names its product AUGMIN subunit 2-like. NCBI's taxonomy places the organism in Eukaryota, Viridiplantae, Streptophyta, Magnoliopsida, Rosales, Rosaceae. The transcript is spliced from 6 exons. Bases 115 to 1002 code for a protein of 295 amino acids. The record is from RefSeq and is a predicted model, not a curated record. Gene Ontology annotation, cellular component: mitotic spindle microtubule. Gene Ontology annotation, biological process: microtubule nucleation; microtubule organizing center organization; spindle assembly.
AAAAUUUUCAGCGCAUUGCUGUCUCUGAAAGCAAGAGAAACCCAGUGGAGAGAGAAGACCAACCAAACCAAAUUGUGGUGGUUGCCGGAAGGCCGUUGUUUGGGUGGCGCGGCAAUGUCGAUGGGGACUGACAGCACUUGGGUGGGGAAGAAGCCGCUGCGGCGCAUCGGCGGCAUGGCCGACGCCCUCUCCAUCGCUUCGGAUCUCGGCUUCUCCGUCGCCGCUCCUCCUACCCAGGAAGAGCUUCAGAACUUGUCCAGUAGUACUGGUGAAAAGGGUGAUGACUUGAUAAAGGUUUUGAGGGACCUUACCUCUGUUCAGAGAAAAAUAGCAGAUCUGCAAGUUGAACUCCAAGGGAGAAAGGAUGAUAAAAACGUAGCGCAUUUGACACAUGCGAGUGAAAUGGAAAAGAAGUGUGAAACUUUGGCAAGGAUUACUACCAUACUGAAAGAUGUGAUUCAGAAUAAGGAUCGCAUCAUAGCCCGUCUUCAACAACCAUAUUCACUCGAUUGCAUUCCAGUAGAAGCAGAGUAUCAGAAACAAUUCUCUGAAUUAUUGAUGAAGGCUGCUAGUGAUUAUGGGGCCUUGACAGCAUCAGUUGCAGAUUUCCAGUGGAGUCAGACAUUUAAGGAGCCUCCUUCGGUUUGGGGGGAAAUGCUUCGUCCAAUUCCUGUGGCAUUAGCAUCAUGCACCCGGUUCUUUGAAGCAAUGUCUGCCAUGAGGGAAUCGUUUUCAACUCUUCAGCAUCUCAGAGUUGGUCAGACUGAUGCGCCCUCGCCUAUAACACCAGGCAAGCAAUCCUCCCGAAGAAUACCAGGUGAUUCUGAAUGUGUAACUCCACCUCCUUGGAGAACUGAACCAAGCUUUGAUGACUUAGCUAUCAGAAGCUCAAGGACGGCUGAAGUUGAGCACCGAGAAGCCGAGGAUGAAAAUAGUGAAAUGGAUGGCACUAGCCACCGGAGAUUGUCAUGGCCUCCGUCAGUUAAAAAGAACGGUGUUUAGUCAAAAUAACUGACACUCGUUUCUUGCGACUCACUGUAUGUGUUUGUGUGAUAUAGUAAUUGUAUAGGUAUCUGCAAAAACAAUUCCAGUACAAUUAUACGCCUUGAAACAGUAACUUAGUUUGUGCAACAAUACAUAUAUUUUCUAUUA